AUGUCCAAUACUACAGCUGCAGACCUAGAGAGAUUAUGGAAGGAUUACACCACCGAGACAGUGUUUGAUGAGCGGAAUUUUCAUUCAUACCCAGCUGGAACUAUCACCAAAUUUGACUGCAACCAGGAUUGUUCUUCGGUGUCGUUCACGCAAGGAGGCUCUGUCAUCAUGAAGAAGAAAGGUCCUGGAAGCAUGUCGAAUGUUCCAAGCGACAUCGGCAUUAGUGCAAGUCAUGGUGGCACAAAAGGAUUGUAG
Fusarium mangiferae is the source of this 255-nucleotide messenger RNA. RefSeq lists its product as uncharacterized. NCBI's taxonomy places the organism in Eukaryota, Fungi, Ascomycota, Sordariomycetes, Hypocreales, Nectriaceae. The transcript has 2 exons. The record is from RefSeq and is a predicted model, not a curated record. The coding region runs from base 1 to 255 and encodes 84 amino acids.